GAGGACAAUAAAGAAUUAAUUAUCGGUGGCACUCUACAGCAAAAGAUAUCCUGCUGUCUCGACGAGCUUGAUAAGUUUCUACUUCAAAGUCGGCCCAUUGUAAGCAGCAUGGUUGUAGCUGAAAAAAAAAAGAAAUGUCAAGGAAAUCUGAUAGAAACAAUUGCUGAUAUUUUAUACAUAAGUAACAUAAAGCUUGUGAGUCCAAAUUCAUCUCUGGCCGAACUUGGAAUGGACU
Molecule: messenger RNA, 235 nt
Organism: Acromyrmex echinatior (Panamanian leafcutter ant)
Lineage: Eukaryota; Metazoa; Arthropoda; Insecta; Hymenoptera; Formicidae
Product: fatty acid synthase-like
Biological process (GO): fatty acid biosynthetic process
Molecular function (GO): oxidoreductase activity; fatty acid synthase activity; phosphopantetheine binding
Source: RefSeq, a predicted model, not a curated record